Messenger RNA from Oncorhynchus keta (chum salmon), 2528 nucleotides. RefSeq names its product von Willebrand factor A domain-containing protein 7-like. Bases 27 to 2117 code for a protein of 696 amino acids. The transcript is spliced from 16 exons. The record is from RefSeq and is a predicted model, not a curated record. Lineage: Eukaryota; Metazoa; Chordata; Actinopteri; Salmoniformes; Salmonidae.
GGACCAUCAAAACUUUAUGCACUGCCAUGCAGACCUCUCUCCUCUUAAUGGCGCUGUACCUGUCCAUUCCAGGGGGCACCCAGGCCUUCAAACCCCUCAUCUCAGGAGGGGGCUCGGUCACACACCGUGACAUCACACAGAGGGCCGUAUUACGCAAAACCGCCGAGGUCUGCCGCGCCCUGGCUGCCGCCCAGGGGCGGGACUUCAGCCUGCCGAUUGAUGACAGUCUCUCCAUCAUCAAACUACAGAAGGCCUGCUCUGCAGACUCCUCCUCUUCCUCCCUCGUCUCCACCAUCCUCUUCCAGAGCGCCAUUGUCAAGAUGUACCUUAGCAACGCCCUGGUGGACAUGGCGUUUGCUCUGAGCAAAGCGCACCACUUCGACGGUGAGACCUUCCAGGGGGGGCGGGCCCUGAUCACGGCGGGGGUGUCGGAGGUCAAGGCCAGCGUCAAACGAGGGAGCUUCCUAUUGGCUAGGCUGGCGCUGGGACGAGUCUGUCACACACUACAGGAUUUCUACAGCCACAGUAACUGGGUUGAGAUGGGGAACAGACAGCCGUACAGCACUCUGAUCAGACCUGACCUGCAACUGGUGAACCUGGCAGGCCCCAGUACUCCGACCUGUAGGAGCUGUAUGGGAGGUAACUGUACUGAUAACAUCCUACCAGAGGUCUUACAGCUGGGCCUUCUCACCUCUGGAUACUUCAACCUGUUCUCCUCCAACAAACCUGCAGGUAAGUGUAGCCACGGCGGGUCGUUUGACCGGACCAGCGGUCGGGACCCGGAAGGGGGCAUCAACAAAGACGACGUGGGGUCCAGUCACGGUCACCUCCACCACACUGCAGCCGACGUGGCCGUCAACGCUACCAUGGAACUGUUGGAGGACAUCAGAGGAGCUGCCGGGGACAAAGACUUCCUACGGUUAAUGGGCAUCACCCAGUCAUCAGUGUUGUGUUUUGUCAUCGACACCACAGGCAGUAUGAGUGAUGACAUCACUGAGGCUAAGAGAGUGUCCUUCUCCAUCAUCGACAGUAAGAGAGGAACCCAGCAGGAACCUUCAUCAUACAUCCUGGUCCCCUUCAACGACCCAGGAUUUGGACCUCUGAUCACCACAACAAAUGCAGACAUUUUCAAACAGAGAAUCAACGCACUGACAGCAUCAGGAGGAGGAGAUAUACCAGAGCUGUGCCUGUCAGGACUACAGCUGGCCCUCACGGCGGCGCCACCCUCCUCUGAGAUCUUUGUGUUCACUGAUGCUCCUGCUAAAGACACUGCACUGAAGAGCACUGUCACUGCCCUCAUAGAGAGCACCAAGUCUGUGGUGACCUUCAUGUUGACUGACAACCUCCGAUCCAGUCGACGUCGUCGUAGGCGUUCCAUGGGCGGGGCUUCAGCCAUAUGGCCCAGUAAGGGUGGAGCCUCCAACCGGAUGGCCCAAUCAGACGCUCAGCUGUACCAUGACCUUGCCCAGGCCUCUGGAGGUCAGGCCAUUGAGGUCACCAAGGAGGAUCUGCACCGGGCCACCAGCGUCAUCGAGGACGCCUCCGCUGCAGCACAGGUGACUGUUCUACAGGAGGUAAGGAGCCCAGGAAAGGCAGAGAAUUUCUCCUUUACAGUAGACGAGUCUAUGAGAAACCUGAAUGCUUACAUCACAGGAGGAUCCCUCUCCUUCACUCUCACCAGCCCUUCAGGUGUGUCUCAGAGUAACAGUGAGGCCAGCGGUCCUCUGGGGACCAUCCAGACUGUAGGGAACCUACACCGCGUCUCUCUGACCACACACAACAACACAGGAUUAUGGGAAAUCAGUCUUAACUCCCUAGAGUCUUACUCACUGAAGGUCAUAGGUCAGAGUUCUGUUAAUUUCGGCUACCAUUUCGUGGAGGCUUUCGGCGGUGCUCAUGGAGACUUUGGCCUCAAAGAGGGCCGUCCUCUCACAGGCGAUAACAUAACCCUGCUGGUGUCUGUGACGGGGGGUGACUCUGUCACUGUGACGGCGGUGGCCCUGGUCGAGGCCUUGGGGUCAGGGUCAGAAGUCAACGGAACCCUGCAAUCUCUAGGCAGCGGGGACUUCCUGGUUACCGUGGCCAGAGUCCCACAGGGGAGGUUGUGGUGCGUCUGAGGGGAGAGAGCAAUAGCGCCACCACCAAAUCAUCACCUAGCCUCUUCCAGAGACAGGCCUCCACUCAGAUAAAGACUUCCAGCAUCUCUGUUACGGUCCAGGCUGACAGUACUCUAGAACCCGGUUCUACCAUCUCUGUCCCCUUCACUGUGGCAAUGGCCAACGGAACAGGAGGAGCUUUUACCGUCCGAGCCACGAACGACCGCGGCUUCACUUCCUCCUUCCCCACCAGUGUCUCCAUUGUGACCGGAGAGGAGCGGCCAACGGUACGGUGACUCUCACGGCGCCCGCCAGCACCCCAUCGGGAACGGACGUCACCCUGACCAUCGAGGCAGAGUCCGCUGGAGCAGCAGACUUGAACUACGCCAUCCUGCGUCUCUCUGUUGUCAGCAAGGUAAGGGUCAUGUUCCA